UAUUAGAAGUAAAUAGCAUUACAGUUCAACGACAGAUAGAAGGAUUGUCAAGUAUUUGUUAUUGUUAUCUAUUGAUAUACCUUACUUGGUGAAGUGAGUAAUUCAUACGACUUUGAUAAUAGUUGUAUUAACAAAUAAACAGACAUCAUCAUGAGCAGUAACAAUCAAAAUGGUUCUGCUCCAAGCACAGCAAACUCUGGUUCUGAUUCCAGCAGUCUGAAUCAAUCACAAGCUAAUGUCAUACCUAGAGAUGUUAGAUUAUUGCAUUUGAUAUUUGCCACUCAAGGUAUUCAAAAUUAUCAAGAUCAUGUGCCGUUACAAUUAAUGGAUUUUGCUCAUAGAUAUACUAAAUCUGUUUUGAAGGAUGCAUUAGUGUAUAAUGACCAUUCAAAACCUUUAAAUUCAAACACCAAUUUGAAUUCAAAUACAAACACCACCAUCAAUACUGAUGAUAUAAGAUUAGCCAUUGCUGCUAGAACAAAUUUCCAAUUCAAACCUACUCCACCAAAGGAAUUAUUGUUAGAAUUAGCAGAAGAAAGGAAUUCAAAAUCAUUACCUCCUGUUAUACCAAAAUGGGGUUUAAACUUACCCCCUGAAAAGUAUUGUCUUACAGCCAGAGAUUUUGAUAAUAUUGAUGAUGAAUUAGAUGAAUUAGAUGAACCUUCAUCUAAGAAAACAAAGAACUAAGAUAUCUCAAGUGGUCCCAUAUAACACUUGAAAAUCAAAGUAUAAGCCUCGUUGAUUGACUUAUUUAGUUAUAUUCCACAUCAAUUAUCAACCCCUAAACCCAUCAAUUCAUAUGAAUUGACACAAUUAUGAAACUAAUGUAUACUAGAACUGUAUUAAUAUAUAUUUAUAUACACUUGCCAACACUAUCAACUGUAAUUAACUUACUCUU
Molecule: messenger RNA, 898 nt
Organism: Scheffersomyces coipomensis
Lineage: Eukaryota; Fungi; Ascomycota; Pichiomycetes; Serinales; Debaryomycetaceae
Product: chromatin modification protein
Exons: 2
Coding region: 151-687 (178 amino acids)
Biological process (GO): RNA polymerase II preinitiation complex assembly; DNA-templated transcription initiation
Cellular component (GO): transcription factor TFIID complex; SAGA complex
Molecular function (GO): RNA polymerase II general transcription initiation factor activity; protein heterodimerization activity; transcription coactivator activity
Source: RefSeq, a predicted model, not a curated record